Messenger RNA from Cryptomeria japonica (Japanese cedar), 763 nucleotides. Its product is annotated as hydroxycinnamoyltransferase-like. Bases 221 to 763 code for a protein of 180 amino acids. Gene Ontology annotation, molecular function: acyltransferase activity, transferring groups other than amino-acyl groups. The transcript has 2 exons. The record is from RefSeq and is a predicted model, not a curated record. Lineage: Eukaryota; Viridiplantae; Streptophyta; Pinopsida; Cupressales; Cupressaceae.
GCAUGCCAGGCAUCGGUAGCUGGCAUUACCUCAAAGUCACGUAUGAGUUGUUAGAAAGGAAAAAAUUAAGAUCUCGACAGAAAAGAUAAGGUUGCCUGAAAAGUGUCAUGCAAUGCCUAUUUAUUUCUAGUUACAGACACAUUCUAUACGAUACCUGUACGAUUUUGAUGUACAAUUGUCCAUUUGUCUACCCUAUAUUUUUCUCAUCAGCCUCGGAAAAAUGGAUGUAACUGUCACAGAUUCGGUGCUUGUUAAGCCUGUAAAAUCCACUCCACAUCACCAACUUUGGGUCUCAAAUAUUGACUUAGUUAUGCUUAGAUGUCAUUCUGCAAUUGCUUAUAUUUACAGAAGGCCUCCCACCAAUGGAGAAUUGGAUGUGGGUCAAGUACUGAAAGACGCGCUUUCUAAGGUGUUAGUGGAUUUUUAUCCGCUGGCAGGCAGACUGACUGUAGAUAACUCUUGUGGUAGAAUUGCUGUGGACUGUAAUGGAGAGGGCGCUCUGUUUGUGGAAGCCGUGAACGACUCAGCAAUCGAUGAUUUUGGGGAUUUCACCUCCCCUUCACAACUCACCACUUUGGUUCCCUCUGCUACUUACCACAAUGGCUUCACUAAAUCUCCUCUGCUUAUGAUUCAGGUAACCAAGUUCAGAUGUGGAGGGGUGGCUUUAGGAACUGGGAUACAACAUAUCUUAGCAGAUGGUGUAUCUUCUCUACAUUUCGUGAAUAGCUUUUGUGAUGUAGCUCGUGAAAUCCUCCCAGAGUGA